AAUUUAACAUGCAUAAAUCAACAAGGGUUUUGGUUGAUAAAGGUUACAUAUAUCCUUGCAUCUGAUCACAGGAACCCCAAAUACCCACUGUUAUCUCUUUUAUCACACGCACUUGCAAAUCUUUGUAUUCAAAUUCGAAUCAAAAUCCCUUAAUCGACAUUUUCUGCUGGAAAACUUCGCUUAAUAUCGACUAAAGUUUUCUGGUAAGAAAACCUAAUUUUCUCGUAUGCCUUUGCACUUCUGAUAUCGUUUAUUUUGAUUUGGGUAUUGUUUCGAUUGAGCGAGCCUAGAUCUGUAAAUGUUUCCGAGUGGCGGCGUUUUUGUUAUGUGGGAUUUGAUAGAAUUGGGGCAAUCUGUUGUUUGUGUUUGAUGAGAUGAAAGAGGCGGGGAGAUCUGUGCAUUCUGGAGAUGUUGUGAAGAAAAAAAGCUCUUCUGGGUGUUUGAUCAUUAAAAAGAAGGUGGCAGAUGGUUUUGGGGGAGUUAAAGGGUUUAGUGAUUCGGCAUCAAGGAAUUUAUUUAACCCAAAAGAGAAAAAGAGACCUAGAGUGGUUAGGAGCGAUUCUGAGUCCAGUGAUGAGUUUUCAGAGCCUUACCCCCGGAAAGUUGAUAAAUUUCACAAUGGUUCGGUUUUUAGUAACAGGGGUUUUAUGGAAAAUAGAGAAUUUGAGACUGAGAAUAGGGUAAAGAAUGGGAUAGAUGUGUUUGAGUUUGAUGACUAUGAUGAGAGGAGGAUUAGGCAGGAUGCUCAUGAUCAUAGGCAUGGGUUGAAGUUACAUUGGCAAAACGGAGAUCGAAAGGAAUCUGCAAGUGGCAGUAGUAGGAGGAUCGAUGAUAAGAGAAGGGACAUCUUUCGCGAUAAUAGGAGUACCAUUUUGGGUGCAAAGAGUAGAAGGCCUACUCAUGGUGUGAAAAGUCGAUAUGAGAUUGAGGAUGAUGAAUCCAUCUUGCCAUUUUCAGUAUUGAGUGAUAAGUACCAAGAAGUUUCUGAUGAACGGGAGCCUAUUAGGUUGCAAGGAAAGAAUGGUGUUUUGAAGGUGAUGGUAAAUAAGCAUAAGCAGAUGGGUAUUUCACGUCAAACUUAUGAUCCUGCAGAAGCUGAAGAGUGGGAAGAAUCUAGGCCUGCAAUUUUAAAAAAGAAACAGCUGAAUGUGCCCCAUAGAAGUCAUGAUCGUUGGGAAGCUGUAGAUAGACAGGGGUCUAGGUCUGAAGAUGCUGAUAAGGAAAAAGACACCAAGGGGUCUUCGUUGUACUCUGCUUUGAAGCAUCCUGGAAGACAAAUUCCGUCCAAGAGAAGAGAGAAAGAUGAGCUGGAAUUGAAAAAACCAAUAAGCAGCAAGGAAAUGGAUGAUAGUGAUUCGUCAUUACCUUUGAAAUCAUCCAGUGUGCAUCAAUGUACCACUGCAAGAAUGGUUAAAAAUGAACAAAGACUAAGCCCACCAACCAAGAAUGUUACAGCAGUUAAAGGCAAGGAAAGCAAGGUUAAGCGUGGUAGUGGCACUGAAAAACAACUACUGCGUGAGAAAAUUAGGAGUAUGCUUCUUGGUGCUGGCUGGACUAUUGACUAUAGACCAAGAAGGAACAGAGACUACCUGGAUGCUGUCUAUAUCAAUCCUGCUGGAACUGCUUAUUGGUCUAUAAUUAAGGCUUAUGAGGCACUUCAAAAGGAAGAGGGAGAUCAUUCACAAGCUGGUGGCGACUUUACUCCUCUACCCGUUGAAACACUCAGCAAACUAACUAGGCAAACCCGAAAGAAAAUUGAAAGAGAAAUGAAAAAGAAGAGAAGAGAUGAAGGCAACAGUAGGAAUGGGAAAAGGGAUAGAACGGAAGUAUCUGCAGAGGCUGCAGAGAGUGAUCAGCAGGAAGAGAAGCUUGGUUCAUAUAUGAAGCAUAGUCGCAAGACAACUAAAAGAAGAUUGGAGGAAGCAAGUCAGGACAGUGGUGAUGAUUCAAAUGAUAAUGAUGACAGGGGAACAGCCAAGCAAGAUAGGGCUACAAAGGCAACUGUUGGUCAUAAUUCUCACAUGGUGCAGGGCCGAAAAAGCAGAAAACUUGGCAGAUGUACUUUGUUGGUUCGCAGUUCUGAUGAGGGGAAAAGUUCUACAAAUGAUAGGUUUGUUCCAUAUUCAGGAAAGCGAACCCUGCUCUCCUGGUUAAUCGACACUGCAACGGUGCAGAUGAGUGAAAAGGUGCAAUAUAUGAACCGUAGAAAGACACGGGUUAUGCAAGAAGGAUGGAUCACAAAAGAUGGAAUCCAUUGUGGUUGUUGUAGCAAAAUCCUAACAGUUUCAAAGUUUGAGCUUCACGCGGGAAGUAAACUUCGCCAACCAUUUCCGAACAUCUUUCUGCAGUCUGGACAAUCCUUGAUGCAGUGUCAAAUUGAUGCAUGGAAUAAACAAGAAGAGUUAGAACUGAAGGGGUUUCACACUGUAGAUGUUGAUGGCGAUGAUCCUAAUGAUGACACCUGUAGCUUAUGUGGCGAUGGUGGCGAUUUGAUUUGUUGUGAUGGUUGCCCAUCAACCUUUCACCAGAGCUGCUUAGGUAUACAGAUGCUCCCCCAAGGUGAUUGGCACUGUCCAAAUUGUUCAUGCAAAUAUUGUGAAAUGGCCAGCACGGAUUUUACUGGAGCCAGUGUUAGAACUAGAAGUCCAUUGCUUGUCUGCUGCCUUUGUGAGAAAAAAUAUCAUGAAUCAUGCAGCCUAGAGAUGGAUGAAAAGCCUAUUGAUCCCACUGAUCCAAAUUUGUCUUUCUGUGGCCAAAAGUGCCUAGAGCUGUACAGCCACUUGCAGAAGCUUCUUGGUGUCAAACAUGAACUGGAUUCUGGAUUCUCAUGGUCUCUCAUUCGUCGGUCUGAUAUAUCAUCAGAUACAUCAUCCAUAGAAUUAUCUCAGAGGGUGGAAUGCAAUUCUAAGCUAGCUGUUGCUCUGUCAGUGAUAGACGAGUGCUUUUUGCCUAUCGUUGACAGGAGAAGUGGAAUCAAGUUGAUUCAUAAUGUUGUCUACAAUUGUGGAUCAAACUUCAGCCGGUUAAACUAUAGUGGCUUCUUUACAGCUAUUUUGGAGAGGGGCGAUGAAAUGAUUUGCGCUGCAUCCAUCAGGAUCCAUGGGACCCAACUAGCAGAGAUGCCAUUUAUUGGGACUCGCCAUAUAUAUAGACGACAGGGAAUGUGCCGUCGAUUGUUAUCUGCUAUUGAAUCAGUGCUCUCUUCCCUCCAUAUUGAGAAAUUGAUUAUUCCUGCCAUUGCUGAACACAUGCAUACAUGGACUGGUGUUUUUGGUUUCAAUUCUCUUAAAGAAUCACACAAACAAGAAAUGAGGUCCAUGAAUAUGCUGGUGUUUCCUGGAACAGAUAUGUUGCAGAAAUCGCUAGGCAACACAAUUUCAGACAAAGAUAAGAGAAGCAUUGAAAUUGAAGGCAGCAUGCCCAAGGCCGAAAAAUCAGAACCUGAUGUCAAAGAGUUGAGUGAGAAAAUUGAAGAUCCUACUGUCCCUUUAGAUGAUGCUAGCGAUGUGACUCUUUCCGUUGGUUCUGAUAAAGAUGAUAUCCCAUUGUCAUCUUUAGCAAGAAAGUCAGAAAAUGUUUGCGGUUCCACUGUUCAGUUUGAUGCUGAUGCUGCUUCUUCGGACAUCCGUUGUGAAACUGAAAUCCAGUCUGUUUUCUUGAAUGUUCGUUCAGAUGCCAAUUCAUUUCCGCUCCAAGACCCUGAUUUUGUUUUGCAUGAUGCUGAAACUUCAGAUAAUCCACUCUUAGCAAAAGUAUCAGUUUCUGGUUCCAACGUAGAAGAAUUUGUUGCAAAAACUACUGAUGCUGGUGGCUUAUUUCAACCACAAGUCCAGACUGUUCCUUCAAGUGAUGUUUCUUGUGAAUCCAAACUCCAACACAUGGGAAAGGAAUUCAUUUCAGUUGAAGAAAUUGCAUUCCAAACGGGGAUUGGGACUAAUUUACAUUCACUCCAAGUCCCUGUUGUUCCUUCAGAUAAUCCAUGUGAACUCACAGGAAAGGAAUCAGUUGCAGAUUCCGAUUCCGAGGUAGAUGGCAGAAGAGCUGAUGCUAUUCCACAUGAGGCGCACGUUGGCGUUUCCUCAGAUAUUCAUUUUGAAUCUGCACAACAAUUCUCUGGACUGGAAUCUCUUCCCCAUUUCUAGCAGAAUUGUGUUGUGAUGCUGUUAAACCCGCGGGUGAGUCUGUGACAGGGAAAGAAGCUGCUGCAUAUAUCGAAAAAGAAAAGUAAAAUCAGAAAUGGAAGAAUUCAAACAGAGAUGUUCCUUCCUUCCUUCCUGCUGGCUUGUAUGAUAGUUUUGAGCACUCUUUUCAAUUGUUUGAUUAGUUUUAGAGUUUGCAUUGAUUGAAAUUUGGUGGGUUGGGACAUACUCACAGCUGUUGUAUCAGAAAAAUGCUAAAAUAAACCACCCAAUAUUCAUAUAAGAUCAAAUAUAGUUUUAGAGAA
Molecule: messenger RNA, 4444 nt
Organism: Cynara cardunculus var. scolymus (artichoke)
Lineage: Eukaryota; Viridiplantae; Streptophyta; Magnoliopsida; Asterales; Asteraceae
Exons: 8
Coding region: 375-4142 (1255 amino acids)
Biological process (GO): negative regulation of DNA-templated transcription
Molecular function (GO): transcription corepressor activity
Source: RefSeq, a predicted model, not a curated record